Tachysurus fulvidraco (yellow catfish) is the source of this 2744-nucleotide messenger RNA. RefSeq names its product G protein-coupled receptor 101 (gene gpr101). Gene Ontology annotation, biological process: G protein-coupled receptor signaling pathway. Lineage: Eukaryota; Metazoa; Chordata; Actinopteri; Siluriformes; Bagridae. The transcript is spliced from 2 exons. The coding region runs from base 786 to 2063 and encodes 425 amino acids. Gene Ontology annotation, molecular function: G protein-coupled receptor activity. Gene Ontology annotation, cellular component: membrane. The record is from RefSeq and is a predicted model, not a curated record.
UUUUUUUCAGGACCAUGAUGUUUGCAUCUGAGGUCUAUUUAUGCUCCAGAGCAGCUAUGCAACUGCAUAUAGCGCAGGUGCAUGUUAUAGCCCAUUACAAGGGAGCAAUCAUCGCUCACCGACGUGUGUUAUGACCGUCGAUCUGAUUCGGAUCUGAAUUAAGGAGAAAAGAGAAGGAGAGAGAGAAAGCAACGCUGACGAUGAUGAGCAGAGACGUGCGCUGCAUGCAAAAGCACAACGCGGCCAUUGAUUAUCACUGAAAUGAGAGCGUAGCAUCAAUGGGUCUCUCCACGGAGGACGCACGACUAAAAACAUACCACAGCCUUGGGUAUGGCACUACAGAUAAAGAAGAUCCAUCUCUUCUUAUGAGGGUGACAAUGGCAAGGUAGAAAACUAAUAAUUCCACGGGGUUUUAAAAGAUUUGGAUUGCGACCGGAGCGACAGCUUCUUUGUGUCCAGACAAUCCGCGCUUGGCUUAACAAUGGGAUUUUGACAGCUGUGCUUUCCAGCUGUUUUAUCACCGCUGUGAAGGAAAAAAAAACGGCUCACAGAUUGACCAACGUGCCAUUAGGUCAGUAAGCUGUGUCGAAGAAAUAUUAAGGAGAAUAUGAAACAAGUAGCUGUCAUGUUGUGGCACUGAAUUCAUUGGUGAUUUAUGCUCUAACAGAUCUGAUCUAAGAAUGUGAAGACUGAUACAGCGGAAAGCCUUGUACAGCUUGUCAGAUGAUGUUGCUGGGGUGUUAAAGGCUGCCACAUGCAUCAUCACCCACUUAAUCAGCAUCACCAUGCCCACAAUGCAGGAUCCUAGCAUGAAUUAUAGCUUGAGUGCAGUGCCCUGGGACCCUGGUGCCUUCCAGCCACCAUCGUUGACAAACAGUGCUGUGAAGAUGGUGGCCAUAUCAGCUAUUGUGUGCAUGUCUCUCUUUGGCAAUGUGGUGGUACUGCUGGUGUUUCAAAGAAAGCCACAGCUUCUGCAUGUGGCCAAUCGCUUCGUGCUCAACCUGCUGCUAGCUGAUCUGCUACAAACUGUGCUUGUCAUGCCAUUUGUUAUUGCUGCCACUGUACCUGAGGUCUGGCCACUGGACAUCCAUCUGUGUCAAGCCCUUGUGGUGCUUAUGCACCUUUUUGCUUUUACUGGUGUAAACACUAUUAUUGUCGUGUCAGUGGAUCGCUACCUGGCCAUUAUCCACCCACUGUCAUAUCCAACACGCAUGACGCCUCACCUGGGCACUAACCUGAUUGCGCUUACCUGGCUGGUGAGCUUGCUGCAGAGCACCCCACCUCUCUAUGGCUGGGGAGCUAUCGAUUUUGACCGACACCACAAUGCCUGCACCAUGGUAUGGUCCUCCAGCCAUUCAUACUCAGCGCUGGUGGCUACUCUUUCCUUCUGGCUGCCUGUGGCCAUCAUGCUUGGCUGCUACUGGAUGGUGUUUAGAGCAGCCCGGCGGCAGAAUGCUUUGGUGCACCCUGUUCAGACAAAUCACCCUCCAGACUCAGGCUCCAGUCCCCACAGGCAGCAGCAACAGCAACAAGAAGGCUCCUUUUCAGCCACAAAUCCUGCCAGGAACAGACACAGACGCUUCCAUUAUCACUGCAAGGCAGCACGGGUGGUUUUUGUCAUCAUGGCCUCCUAUGUGUUCAGUAUGGGCCCAUACAGUGUUUUAAGCACCAUUUCCAUACGUUCCCGCACUGCUGUGCCACCAUGGCUGGCCUCAAUGGCACUGGUCCUCUUUUUCCUACAGUGCUGUCUGCACCCAUACAUUUAUGGCUAUAUGCACCGUAGUGUGCGCAAGGAGUUCUUGGCGCUGCUUUGCGGGCCACGAUGUGGACAGACCCGUCCAGGGCGAGCUUCGGCUGUGGACAGCUGCUUCACAGUGACAGAUGGGCGGUCAGCACAGAUGCAUAUCCCUAGCCACAUGAUCCGCAUAUGUUCCCUUCAGACUUGGGAGGAAGGGACAACAUCAUCUUCACCUAUAGCCCGGAGGUCUAAGGAGAGCCACAAAGAGACGACGUCUGUUAGCUUGAGCCCUGAGAGGGAUUUUACUCUUCAUAGCACCAAGUGAUGUGAAUGUUUUGUGUUUGUAAUCCUCUUGAGGAAAACGAAUACAUCAAUUUGCAUGAAAGAGUCAAAAGUAAUUAGUCCAGGUGACUAGCUUUGUCUUAAACAUGUCUGAUUGCUAAUCCAGUAGGUUUCAUCAGUCUAACCCUGAUAUACUGCUAGACUUUUAAAAUGGCUUAGGUGACUGAAAACCUUUAUAGACACUGACAGUGGUUAGUAGUUAUUAUUUGUCAGUUUCUUAAAAGAGAAAAAAAAAAAAACUAAAACAAAAACUGAAAUACACAAAAAAACUCAUUUAUCUCUAUUAGCUCCUACGUCGUUUCAACUGGUGGUUGCACAUUUAAAAAAUGCUUUUCUGAUGUUCUUGAUGCAGGAAAUAGUUAAUAUAGUAUUUGAUAUUGAAUGGCCUGUUAAUAGUGAACUAUAAUGAAGUUAAAGGUAUGUUAAAUGUAGUAUAUUUUUACUACUUUUUGGUAUAGUGGGGAUUUACAUGUAUGCCAUUUUGUGAUGCUAUGUGCAAUAUUUGUAAGUUCAACCAAAACAUACGUAUUUUGAGUCCAAAUAUUUGUCAGAGACAGGUAGAAGCCUUGAAGUUUAAAUAUUAGCGUGACAUAAAUUUUGUUGUGGUGCCUCAAAUGCAUGGCUGGAGAAACACUUUCAUUAAAAAAAAAAAAAAGGCAGAUCA